Molecule: messenger RNA, 447 nt
Organism: Cydia fagiglandana
Lineage: Eukaryota; Metazoa; Arthropoda; Insecta; Lepidoptera; Tortricidae
Exons: 1
Coding region: 1-447 (148 amino acids)
Source: RefSeq, a predicted model, not a curated record
AUGUACAACCGAUGCUGUACACGCGUCCGGUCAGCUGCUGGCACCACCGACAAGUUCAGUGUCACGGUAGGCUUGCACCAGGGAUCGGCUUUAAGCCCUUACCUCUUCCUGCUUGUUAUGGACGCUCUGUCGUCAGACAUACAGGAGGAGGCACCCUGGUGUAUGCUGUUUGCCGAUGACAUUGUGCUUGUUGGUGAAAACGAACUUGAGGUGCAGAGCAGACUUGAGAAAUGGCGGCAAAAAUUGGAGAAUGUUGGCCUAAAGAUCAGCAGAUCUAAAACGGAACACAUGUUCUGCGAUUUUGGCGGUCUCUCCAGUUUUGCUACCAUAGAACUCGACGGCGUUACACUGCCGGUCUGCUCCGACUUUAAGUACCUCGGUUCGCUCGUACAGUGCGAUGGCGAUAUUGACCGUGACGUGAAAACUGGAUUAGCACAGGAUGGAUGA